AACAGAGAUAGAGAACAAAGAAGAAAAGUGAAAGAACAAACCAGCCCUUCCGUUCUACACGUCCUUCUUUCCCAUUUUGCCAGUCUCAUUUCACUCAUAGUGACUCAUGGUGAAACAGAGAAAUAUGUGAAUUGCAUUCGGAUGUGAAAAGGUUAGUAACUACUUAAUUUUCAAAACCAGCUCAUCCUCCAGAAACACUAUAGUUGCCUUCCACUCCAUUUCAUUUAGAUUGUCUUCUGAACAGCUGCAAAAAUUGUCCUUAACGUCCAGACGACAUUCGUAGAUUAGACCCUCAAAAGGGGAAUUUUAAAGCACGCUGUAUUCGGACUGCCCGGGAAGGCAUUGCCACUUCUCUUCAGACAGGGGAUUUCCGCCGAUUUCUUUCUGUUAUUUCACAUCUGUUUUGCACUCUACUCCUUGCUCUGUUGCGGGCCCCCAGUUUUCCUGUAACCAACCACUUAGAACCAAUCAAGAAGUAAAGAAGAGAAGAAACGCCCGCCCGCUCCCAAUUUCUUUUGUUUCUCUGCCCGCCAACCGCAGAGCCGACCGAGCCAGAGCCGCUGUCAUCUUUCACCCCGCUCAGCUGAUCGGUUGCCGCCGCCGCCGCCGCCAGAUUCCAGAAGCAAAGAACAAGAAGCUGGGAAGCCAGACAUGGACGUGAAUAUCGCUCCGCUCCGCGCCUGGGACGAUUUCUUCCCAGGCUCUGACCGCUUCGCCCGUCCGGACUUCAGGGACAUUUCCAAAUGGAACAACCGCGUGGUGAGCAACCUGCUCUAUUAUCAGACCAACUACCUGGUGGUGGCUGCCAUGAUGAUUUCCGUCGUGGGGUUCCUGAGCCCCUUCAACAUGAUUCUUGGAGGCAUCGUGGUGGUGCUGGUGUUCACGGGCUUUGUGUGGGCAGCCCACAAUAAAGACAUCCUCCGCCGGAUGAAGAAGCAGUACCCCACAACGUUUGUCAUGGUGGUCAUGCUAGCCAGCUACUUCCUCAUAUCCAUGUUUGGGGGAGUCAUGGUGUUUGUGUUUGGCAUCACUUUUCCUUUGCUGUUGAUGUUUAUCCACGCAUCGCUGAGACUCCGGAACCUCAAGAACAAACUGGAGAAUAAAAUGGAGGGGAUCGGUCUGAAGAGGACGCCCAUGGGCAUUGUCCUGGAUGCCCUAGAACAGCAGGAAGAGAGCAUCAGCAAGUUCACUGACUAUAUCAGUAAAGUGAAGGAGUAAAUAGAGCUGACCUGCUGAUAGGGUUGCAGCAGAAAUCGGGUUGCAGUUUGUCCUUGUCCAGACCUACUUUCCGUUUGUGUUUUUGAAAUACGAGGUGCACAAACCAUCCAGCUAUCCAUGGCAGCACGCACGGAGAGGCCACCCUGUUCUCCUCUCUGCUGUUACGGAGAAAAGGCCUCAAACUGAAAGAAACCACCCUCCUAUUAUGUCUGAAGUUUCAAGUGUGUUUAUGAAAGCUGAUAGGAAAUGGGUCGCACUUAUUUCUUAAGGGGAAUAAAAGAAAAGAAUUACGGAUUGUACUGCAACAGUAUGGUUAUCUUGUAGGAAAAAAGUAAUUGUAAAGGAUCAAGGCAAUAUGAGUAAAUGAAAAGACUACUGAAGGAGAGGAUGUCAUGCAUUAGCCUGUUUUAAUCCCCCUCAGCAUCCUUCAAAAAUAUUCCUUCCUUAGGAUUAUAAUAUGUGGGGUAUAGUUUUUAUUAUUCUUUAAAAUCAAAGGUGAUCUCGAUCACUUUGCCUCCUGUUUGAUGUGCAGUGGAUAAACCAGUUGUUUCUAUUUUGUUUAUAAAUAUAAAGCUAGCUAUUUAGGAGAAUAUUCUGUCAACCUUUUGUAAAUUUUUGAAGUGCUAGUAAUAUGUUCUCACUAGAAGGCAUUUGUUGCAAACUAAAUAUCCUCUUCUUUAAGGAGGUUACAGCUCUGUAACCUGUAUUAUUCCUGACGGUCUUGUUAAAAAACAAACAAAAAAAUCAGAAUAAAACUUGAGUUUCUAUUGCA
Molecule: messenger RNA, 1990 nt
Organism: Orcinus orca (killer whale)
Lineage: Eukaryota; Metazoa; Chordata; Mammalia; Artiodactyla; Delphinidae
Gene: ARL6IP5
Product: ADP ribosylation factor like GTPase 6 interacting protein 5
Exons: 3
Coding region: 652-1218 (188 amino acids)
Biological process (GO): negative regulation of transport
Cellular component (GO): membrane
Source: RefSeq, a predicted model, not a curated record